AGUGACGUCAGAAUGUCUAUUGUUGACAUGCUAUCCAAACACUUUCAAAGCUCUCUUAGAAAUAUGCGAAAGUUGCAGGAAUUCGACGAAGGAAAUGGACAGAAUUUGGCAGACUCCAUAGACGCAAAAUGCAUCCCAGAGAUUGAUGCUGAUGUUCUGGAGGUCAUGACCUUUCCAACUGAUCUUGACCUACUUUCCCUCACACACGACCCUGAGCGUGACCUUUAUGAGGUCAGCCAAUCGGAAGAUUGUGCUGGAAAUCUCACUGGUUCAAGUUCUCGCUCAGGUGCCCUGUGCGCAGGGAAAGCUGUGCCGGUCUCAGUUGAUCUGCUCGAGGAAGACCUUGCGCUCUCCGACUCGGACAGCGAUUCCGAUGAUGACCUCACUGAUGAUGUCAGUAUCUGGUCGCACGAGUCGGUCGUUGCCUCGUUCCUGGCAGUUACAUCCGGUUACAGCUCUGAUUCAGAGAGUGACUCAGAGGACACGGUUGUGGCAAGACGCAAGUCGGCUACAUUGCCACGCCGACUAGAAAAAAUCGUGUCCGAUGAUGAACUCUCUGAUGACGAAGGUUGUGAUUUUACGGAAAAACGCCGCCGGCGAAGGCGACGAUACAACCGCCUGGAAAAGGAACGUACAGACUUCACACAGUCCAGCAGUAAGGGAUCGCUAAGUCCUGAGUCCGGUUCUUCUGAGGAGAAUUCCAGCUCGAGUGAGAGCGAGUCAAGUGACUCGUCAAGCUCUGAUUCGGACAGUGACGAUUUGACGUCCGGGUCAUCUAGCGAAUCGGACUCGGACAGUGACGAAUCGUCAUCCGGGUCAUCUAGCGACUCGGAUUCUAGAAGCUGCAGUUCUAGCUCAUCGUCUAGCAGCUCUUCAGACGACAGUGAUUUUGGCAUAGACGGCGAUGAUGCGCGGGAAAUCGACCUCAAGUUCGAUAGAAAUCCUUGCCCUGCGACUUGCGUGUGUCGGUCUGGCAGUAAUAUGUUUCAGAUUCCGACCGCACGCAGACGCCGAACGGAACAGUCGCUGUACAACGAGGUUCUAAAUCGACAGCUGCUGAAGUCAUAUAAUGCAGCUCGAGAAAUCGACCUCCAGUUUGAAGAAAACCCUUGCCCGAAGACCUGCGUAUGUCGGUCUAGCAGAAACAUGCUACAGGUUAGACGAGCACACAGGCGCGAAACGGAGCCUCCGCUGUACCAGAUGGUUCUGUCUCGAAGGCUGCUAAGGCCCUCGAACCGAAUUGUUCACGACUGCUGCAAGUACCGGUGUAGCAGGAGUUGGCAGCGCCCUGGCAGACCUGAUCUAGAUUAGUUUAAUAAUAGUAGAAAGUGUCGGGUAAUCUUUGAUUUGUAGAUACUAGAUAGUUACGGGUAAUCUUUGAUUUGUAGAGGCGUCGUGUAGGCCGGAUCUCAUAUAUAAAUUGACUCAAAACUUUAUAUGUUUUAUGAUGUUAAUAUGCAGUUUAGGUUUCUAUGCGCCUGUACAGGCCGGUUAGAGAUUAUAUUAAUUCUUAUAAGUGUCUAUAGUCGUAACAUUAUAUUUAGGUAACUCUGAUGAAAAUUAACGUCGUGCGAAAGGAUCUAGAUAAGUCAAAUAAUUGCCUAACUUUGUUUUGAAGAUAUCUAGGUAAAGCUGUGUAAAUACAAAUUCGCCGGUACAGACUUAAAACUAUAUUAGGACAAUAGGUUAGUCGGACGGACAGGUAUUUCAAUAGUUGCAUGUAUCGCAAAAUUGUGUAAGUAAUUCUCUGUGCUAUGUAGAUAUCCGCAAUGGCUUGAUCUUGUAUACGUUGAGUGACAGUUUAUUUUUCCUUUGAUAUCUAGUCAUCUUUGACUAAGUAAAGGUUACAUGUUAGAAGAUGCACACAUGGUAAGCAUGAGCCUUAUUUACGUAAACAAAUCCACUGCUGUUUCUUGACAAAUGAUAUCACAAACACUUUAACUAUUUCUUUUAUAUUUUCAGAGUCGAAAAUCCGCGCAAUCAUCCAUUCUUGACAUAACUGUUUUCACUUCUUACUUCCACUCAUUUCCACUUUCUCUCUUCUACUUUCAGUUUUUCCUUGGGUUUCUCUACAGGACCCGCCAUUACUUCGAAAGAAGUAUCUUGAAUUUGUCAAACUGCGCCGCAGGUCGGCGUGCUCUAUGCGAAUAUGUUGUAGAGGUUAAUUGACGAGUCCGAUGUGAGUAUGUUGUAGAGGUUAAUUGGCGAGUCCAAUGUGAGUAUGUUGUAGAGGUUAAUUCGCGAGUACGAUGUGAAUAUGUUGUAGAGGGCACUUGGCGAGUCCAAUGUGAGUAUGCCAUGUGAACAUGUUGUAGAGGUUAAUAGGCGAGUCCGGUGUGAGUAUGUUGUAGAGGUUAAUUGGCGAGUCCAAUGUGAGUAUGUUGUAGAGGUUAAUUGGCGAGUCCAAUGUGAGUAUGUUGUAGAGGUUAAUUGGCGAGUCCAAUGUGAGUAUGUUGUAGAGGUUAAUUGGCGAGUCCAAUGUGAGUAUGUUGUAGAGGUUAAUUGGCGAGUCCAAUGUGAGUAUGUUGUAGAGGUUAUUUGGCAAGUCCAAUGUGAGUAUGUUGUAGAGGUUAUUGGCGAGUUCAAUGUGAGUAUGUUGUAGAGGUUAAUUGGCGAGUCCAAUGUGAGUAUGUUGUAGAGGUAUAUUGGCGAGUACGAUGUGAGUAUGGCAGCUGUGCACGAGAACAAAUGGUUCAAAGUAUUGUACACAACGUUGUUAAAUAAUUUUUGUGUAAGAUGUCUUUAUAAUUGUGUUGUUAGUUAUUACGGAUUUAAACCUGCUUAUUAUUUAGUUUUGAUUUUGUGUUCGGUGUGUAUGUUAAUUGCAAUUUCAUAAACAUGAUGUAUCGUCGUUGACCAGGCAUGGACAAACGGCUUGAAGAAUAUGGCUGGAGUACCACACAUUGAAGAAUAAGACUUGAGACUCAAGACUUUAAAGUCUACAACUUGAAGCCCUCAACUUGUCGGGUACUGAACUUCAUUUUCAAAAAUAUAUAACAUCGUGUAAAACAGUUCGCAAAUAAUGAACUACCACGACAAAUACGACAACUAGUAAAUCCACUAGGCAAACUGUAUAAAUUGUAACACACUAUUUUAAGGUCCAUUAUAGGUAUUUAUAUAAUAAGUCGUGUUAAGUCAUAAUUGUUUCAGCAUAUUUUAAUAAUUACUUGCAUCAUGUAACAUCAAGUAAUAUUGAAGUCGUAAUUUUGCGUAAAAUUCUUGUUUUGUAACGUUUUCGAAUGUUGGGUUUUCACGAAGUAACUAAGGAGUAAGAGAUACAAUCUUGUUAGAAUACUUAUAUUUGUAUGACUUUGGUACUCGCGUGUUUUUAAUAUAUUUUGCAGUCAAACCCGUGCGUUGCUGCCGUGUCAUUCCAGUGGUGUCUCGACAUUUCAUCAAACAACAAGAAUGCGACAGAACAAAGGGAAUUCUAUAACUAUGUGCUAUUAAAAGACAGUGUAAUAGGCAAACAUCAAAUGUAUAUGUGAAUUAUUCUUAUAUUCUUUAUGUCAUAAAGCAGUUUAUUAUUUAGACCGUAAGGAAUCAUAGUUUUUAAUUUAUGUAUCCAAAAUGUUUCUUUGCAUAAACGGUCUUUGUGCUCAAAUUUUCAUAAAACAAUUGAAAGAUUUUGUCAAUGGUGUUCACAUAUUUAUAUUCGAACUGUUAUUGUUAUCGUUGAUGUUUGCUUACAGUUUCUGCUUAACGAUUGUCAGUAGCAUAUAUUAAAUUAUAUGUUUGUUCCGACCGUAUACUUUAAUAAGAAUAAUGCUAAAAUCCUAUUAACUGUUGCUUGAUGUUUUGACAGUUAAUAAUGAAGUCAUUCUUAUCGUCAAUAAUCAGCCUUUGCAAACAACUUUUUUUUCAAGUCAAUUUGGUAUACUUAAGCGAAAAAAUUCAUUCGCUUUAUGUAAUUUUACUUUGUUUGUAUUGUUCGAUGACAAUUGGUCGAUAAACGAAGUAAAAUUAACAAAAUA
Molecule: messenger RNA, 3974 nt
Organism: Dreissena polymorpha
Lineage: Eukaryota; Metazoa; Mollusca; Bivalvia; Myida; Dreissenidae
Product: clumping factor A-like
Exons: 10
Coding region: 13-1311 (432 amino acids)
Source: RefSeq, a predicted model, not a curated record